AAAAAACGUGCAACUGCUAGUUUAAGGAGUGUUAAUCCGUGCAGGAGAAAGAUUAACAUCAUUUCAUGAAAACGUUAUAAUCAUCUUGUCUGAAAUGCGUGCUAAUAAACCCUAACCCUAGAUGAUGAAGAAAGCUUUGAUCAGAUGCCUUUAAAUCCCUCUGGCCGCCGCAAGUUGCAGUGACGAAAAUCUCGUUCUCCUCUGCUCAUAUUCUCCAAUUAAUAUGAUGGUAGUUCUGUGUCCUAAAUGUUUUCUUUGUUCAAUGAGAUGUGUUUCAAGAUUCCCUCAAACAAUUUCACUGCAGUCCUUAAGAUUUCUACAGUUCUCUCCACUUUCAUCAUCAUCAUCAUUUCCUUCCACACCCUCCCUCAAUGUCGUUUCAGAUUUUUUAUUAAAAGAAUGUGGGUUUUCCUCUUCUCAAGUGACAACUGUCAUGAGAAGAAGACCAGAGCUGUUUAGGAACAAAUCCGACCACACUGCUAGAGAAGCCAUUCAUAUGUUGAAGGAUUCCGGAUUUACGGACAACCAGCUUAAGACCACCAUUCUUAGAAACCCAACGAUUCUUUCGCUCACUGUGGAUGGACAGCUGAAGCCCAAGAUGGAAUUCCUGAAAAAUUUGGGCUUGGCUCCUCAGAUUAUAUGUAGCAAUCCCAGAUUGCUUAGCUUUAGCUUAGAAAACUCUCUCGGUCCUAAAAUCGCGCAUCUUAGAAACCUAUUCGGCUCAACUGUCGAUUUGUGUCAGGCUCUCAAAAUGGUACCUGGGCUUUUGACGAGUGAUUUCGAGAAGCAGGUGAAACCUAAAAUGGAGUACGUGAAGAAUAAUAUAGGCGUCUUGGAAGGUUCCGCGGCAUUUUUGCGAGCCCUCGAUGCAAUUCUUGGCCAUAGUUUUGAGACCCUGGAAAAGAAGAUUAAGCAUAUGGCAAGCCUUGGUCUGGCAGAGGAGGAAAUUCUUCUAAUUCUUAAGAGUAACCCUAAAAUACUGAGGUGUUCAACGAAGAAAGUAAAGGAAAACAUUGAUUUCUUGAUACACACUGCAGGUCUAAUGCCCAGGAUUGUUGCUUUAAGUCCUAAACUAUUGAAUUACAGCGUAGAGAAAAGGCUCAUACCCCGCUAUAAAGUCUUCAAAUAUCUGAGGACAAACCAACAAUCCAAGCCUCUAGCCAGUCUGGCUACUUUUUUUCAAUUAAGUGAGAAAAAAUUCCUUAAAAGAUUUGGCCAAUACGAUACUGAAAUCAAGUCUAACGAUCAUACAAUCUCCUAAAGCAAGCACAUUGGAGCAGCGAUGGAAUUUCAAAAUAAAAAAUUGCCACAGAUUCUUCAAGGAUUGAACUGGUGUUUAAGGGCCAGCGACUCGUCUAGGCCAAGAUGGAAGAAGACCAAGCCAAGGCAAGGACGACCUCUUCUAGUCCAUCAUCAUCAAGGAUGUUCCACAUGAAAAAAGGGAGGACUCAAGGUGCUUUGAAGAAUUGAAAGACUAGGGGUGUUCAAGGAGUUCAAGUUAGCCUCAAGACCUCAUUCUACCACAAGAUAACAAAGAAAGGCUUUGCUAGCACUUCAAGGCGAGAUAUGCUACUGGAGAAGAAAGACUUGACAAUAAGGAAGCUUGGUCAAGCAAAGGAAGUACAUCAUUCAUCAUGUCAAAAGACAGGAGAGGAUCAACCAAGUCACAAGCAUUAGACAAGGUGGCAUCCCAGUCAUCAUUCCUCCAGUCGGAUUGGUCCACCUCAGCAUGAUCAGAUUCAAUGUACCUAAUUUAUCGGAGGCGGCACAAACUUCGAUGUACCUACCCCUGCUUCCUAUUGGUCCUCACCCUUGGAAUGUAAUUUUCUAAUUGGCUAAGGAAGUUUGUUGUAGCAAACCCUAAUUAGGGUUUCUAUCUUGUAAUCCUAGCCAUUGAUUCUAAAUCAAUCAUAGCUGUCAAUUUGUAAAAGGCUCUCUAUAUGAAGCCCUGGCUCCUCAUUUGUAAAGGUUAAUAGUCGGUGAAUAGUUGGCUAAUAGUGAAUAGUCAGAGAGUAGGAAAUAGUUAGAGUAGAGUAGAAAGAGAAGGCAAAGAUUGUUGCCAAGAUAUUGUUGCAAAAGACUUGUAAACUUCAUUGAAGAAAUGGUGAAUUCUAUGGGUCGAUUCAACAAUUUGCAUGGUCUCUAUACUUCUCAAAUUUGAUUUCAUGUUGUUAGAUGAAUGGAAGAAAUUUGUAUGAUCAACGAUGAAAUUUGUAUAUCCAUACUACUAGCAGUUUGUUGAUUGCAAACUUGCCUUGCGUAGUCAACUAGAAUCAUUCAACUUAAGCUUAACUUAAAUUAUCACUUCUUCAUUGAUAUGCAUCAACUUGACGGUGUCUAUGCUUGUAGUGGUGAUCUGAACAUCAUAAAUCUUUCCUCAGAAGAUCACACUAAUCUUGUGGAGAUGGAUGUCAAAGCAAGACUUAGUUAGAAUUCAUCAAAGGUCAUUCAUUGCUCUUACAUUCUUAGUGUUAGAAAUAGAUCUUGUUCCAACCCUUAUCCUUUUUCCUUUUUUCCAAAAUCAAGGAUUAGUAAAGACCCACGUUCCAGUGAUAUCCAAAGCAAAUCAGAUGCUCAGGACCUACAAUCAGAACCUUGGAGCUACUCCGACUGAUCCUUCGGCGAGAUCUUCAGCAGUCGGGAAACUUUGUUCAAGAGAGGAUAAGGUACCUUUAGGUAUUUUAUUCUGUGUUUGGUCAUGUACAAAAGACACAUCAACAAUACCAUAUUUAGAUCCAAGUAAAAUAAAAUAUCAGAUUACUCCAUCCUACAAGUGUCAUACAAAGUUAAAAAACUAUUCUCUAAUAAUUUAUGAUGAACUUCCUAUAAAAUAUAACUAUUAACCAAACAUUAUAUAAUAAUAUCUAAAAUCAAUUAUUAUGGGUUCCUUUUGUAUUUUAUUUUGCACUCUAUCCCAACCUCUUAUAUUUUUAUGGGAUUUUCCCUCAUUUUUAAAUUGAAUUGGAAUUAAUUUUGUUUCUUCUAGAUCCAAAUCAAAUAUUUGGGUAUCAUGCAUUUUGUUUAUUAUUAUGAGAUUCACUCACAUAAUUCUUCAAGUUAAUGUUGUCUUAAGAAUAUUCUAAAUCAACUUUAAGAAAUUGUAAAUGUAUUUGUCAUCAUCUUUUGGCCACUAUUCCUUACGUCUUCCAACAUCAUGUCAUUUUCAACAUUUAAGAAAAUACCAGAAGCUAUUUUUUAAUUUAUGGGUUUACUUCCAAAUUUUGCCGAUUCACAAGAUCCCUGCCCUCUUCAAUUAGUCUAAGUUGUCCCUUUGUAUACAAAUGCCUCCAAAUAUAUAUAUUGGAUUUUUGUCAUUUCACUUUGAUUUUUUAAUUUUAUCACUUUAACUUCAAAAUAUUUAACAAAGUAUUUUUUCCUAGGUUUUUGGAAGGACAUCAUCUACCUUGUCUUGAUUUUCGAAUUGAAUUACUAUCUUUUUUUUUUAAUUAAGGGGUAAACGCUUUUGACCUAGAGCUAUGAACUAGUGAGGCCACAAACGGGGGACCUCAUCCCCAGACUUCACUUGUUCAAAUCCGCGAGCACAACAGCCCAGUGAAGGCACAAGGCCUUGCGAGCACAAAGGCCCAACAAGGAUUUGAACCUUGGUGGCCGCUUCACCAACGAAGUGUUUUAACCGUGGCACUAAAUGUCCGAAGACAUUGAAUUACUAUCUUAUGUUUUACCACUAAAGGACAUUAAUUGGUUUGACCCAAUCUAGUGCCCCUACUUUAAGAGUCAAACAAUAAGUUGAUAUAACUGUAUAAUUGUAUAAGUGUAUUCAAGUUGAUAUAUUGGAUAUUGGGUAUUGUUGAUCGUGUGACGAAGGUAGGGAAUUCUCCCAAAUUUCAUCAUCCUCGGGAAUCAAUCUUUCUAACUUUGAUUAACUCUUCUGGAAUUGUCUCUUGUUUUAACUUUUGAUUAACUAUGCGUCCUCUUCCUCUUAUGUUUGGUGAAAUCUUUCUCUUCAUGAAGCAAGCUAGCAUCCUCAUGUUGCAUAUACCUCCCUAGCUUGAAGUGUAAUGUUGAAAGAGUGAAGUUUAUGUGUUGACUUUCUCUGAUGCUACACCCUACACUUGCAUUAUAGUGUCUUUCCUUGAUGUCGUGAAUGCAUUGAUCAUACUCCUCCUUGCCUCCUAUCUCACUUGUCUUUAACUUGCUAUCAUCUUUAAGCUGAUCUUCAUCAUUUAUUGCUAAGUUCUUCCAUACCUUGAAUCUCUCUUCCUAGCCUCACAUUAAGUAUGUUGAAGUGUGAAUGUUGUUCAUCUUUGAAUGAUUGUCUUCUUGGUAUCAACUUCCUUGGGCUUGGACACCAUGAGCUGAUCUCUAGCAUGUACAUAUAUCCCUCAAGUGUUGAAGUUCCUCUUCCCUUGCUUACAUACCUUG
Messenger RNA from Cryptomeria japonica (Japanese cedar), 4383 nucleotides. Its product is annotated as transcription termination factor MTEF1, chloroplastic. The transcript has 2 exons. Gene Ontology annotation, molecular function: double-stranded DNA binding. The record is from RefSeq and is a predicted model, not a curated record. Gene Ontology annotation, biological process: regulation of DNA-templated transcription; chloroplast organization. NCBI's taxonomy places the organism in Eukaryota, Viridiplantae, Streptophyta, Pinopsida, Cupressales, Cupressaceae. Gene Ontology annotation, cellular component: chloroplast. Bases 224 to 1261 code for a protein of 345 amino acids.